Messenger RNA from Solea solea (common sole), 6752 nucleotides. RefSeq names its product phospholipase D2 (gene pld2). Lineage: Eukaryota; Metazoa; Chordata; Actinopteri; Pleuronectiformes; Soleidae. Gene Ontology annotation, biological process: intracellular signal transduction; phosphatidic acid biosynthetic process; cell motility. Bases 2037 to 4907 code for a protein of 956 amino acids. The record is from RefSeq and is a predicted model, not a curated record. Gene Ontology annotation, molecular function: D-type glycerophospholipase activity; phosphatidylinositol binding. The transcript is spliced from 24 exons.
UUUCCCCCCCCCUCUCUCUCUCUCCCUCUCUCCUUCUCUGCGUACGUACGUGACUGUCGCAGCUCUGCAGCCUAAACUCUCAUAUCACACCAUCCAGAUGCCUCUUAGUCGCUAAUCUGCCUCUGUGUGGUGUAGUAUUGCGGUUAAUCUUUGAUCAGGUGACAUUUGCGGUGGUUUUGCACACUGAGAUGGAGGUUCACUGUUUUUUUCCCCUCCGUGGAAUGCUGUGACGCUGAUGUAGGAAAUCAGGGAAUGGGUGGAGACGACACAGAAUUUUGUUCUCGGCAUUUGGAAACUUUUUUUUUAAAUAUCCGGUUUGGUAGGAAGUUGUUUGGUGUCUUAUGUGGCGUGAACAGUGGGGGAAAUGUGCGUUAAUAAGAGAAUGCGAGCAGUAGCAACAACAAAACUCUCAAAUCCCAGACAAGCUAGGUGCGUACGUGUUUUAACUACAAAGUACGUCCUAAACACGCUUGUUAUGACUUCUGUCGUAAACAUGGCAAACGCAAUAAAUGAAUAUAAACUGAAUUCCCAACGUAUGACACAUGUCUAAACAGUAUAUUACAUUUAGCCCAACACAUAAUGUGAUAAAACCAUGCAUGACUUAUUACGUUUAUCUACAAAACAUGUAUUGACAUGUUUUUUUUUAAUUUGAGUACAUGAAAUGUAUUCAAACUAUGUGACACAUUGACCAGUGGCGCGCACAGACAUUUAGAAGGGCAAAGGCGAAAAUUCAAAAAAGGGCACCUAACGCAUACUUUUGGUCAAACUUUUGACCUCUAUAUAUCUAAUUUUUCUCCACAAGAAAGACACUCUUUUUAAUUUAGAGCUUUUAGAGGCCACUCCAGAGAGUGUAUGCCACUGACAGUUACAUAGAAUCAUUAAACAAACACAAACAACUUAUAUUGCUAGUGUGUGUCUGUGUGUGUUUGUUUUAAAGGAUAAUUUACGACCACACAGGUGACAUACAGCUUUUAUUCCCAUUAUCUCUCUCAGUAAUAUGUAAUGUAUUACAUUUACAGAUGGAGAGACUUCAACUCGGUUAACUCACUCAGCGUUGGGACUACAGUCUGAAUUAGUUCAUAUAGUCAAAUUAUUUCAUGGGAAAACAUGACGGGGGGGCUCUGGAACCUUUUCUUUUUUUUUAUCUUCCUUGGCUGAGAAACACAACAGAGAACGUCUGGUUUAGAGGUUAGAGUGGGAAAUCCUAUGUGAACUUGCAGAGCAGGCAUUUGUUGACUCAACACUGUUAUUUUAGUCAUGUGGGAAUUCCUGACCAACAUGCACAGGCCCUGACCUUUGAUUGAAUAUGUCACUUUCGAAACCUUUAUUUUGUUCAGGGUGUCGACAAAGGACUCAUUCACACAUUUUGUAAGUGCAAACACACGUACAAAAACAAACGUAUAAAAAGUGUUUUUUAACAAACUAACAUCACCAUGUGCCUGUUAUUUUUCUUAGGAUAUUGCAUUGACUUCCAUUAAUUUGGAAGUUUGGUGCUAGAGAAGCUUCUAAGAAGGACCCUCAUAUACUGUACAUAAUGCAUUCCCUAGCCCCUAACCUUAAACUUAGUUCUAACCCUUAAAAAGCCAGAAAAAAAAGCCUUUAAAGUUGUGAGGACCAGCCAAAUUGUCCUCACAAAGCGACAAAUAAUAGAACACUCACACACAAUCACCUAGUCCCUCCUCCAAAACAAGUCAGUGUUGCCCAGGAAACAGUCAGAAAUGUGCCCACAUGUCGCACAAAAGGGUUCAAACACACCCUUUUUCUCUCACUGGUAGUCAAGUCCUGACUCUCAUAUUUCACUAAGUCAAUGACCGGAUCAGCAGGUUGACACGCGACGUGGCUGUAGUGAGUCAAGGCUCUCUGUUUUUGUCAUUUUAAAUGAAUGGUACCUCUCACGGGAACAUGAUCUGUGGUCGACUGUGACUGAGCGGUACUUGAAUGCCUCUUCCUGUGUGCUGCUCUGUCGGACUGUUCCACCGACGCUUGUGUUUCUUCAGCAACUUCAAACUGCAGGGCACACUUGAAACACUGACGUGAUGGCCAGUCCAGAGGAGGUGAUUGAGCCCGAGGCUCUGACCUCGGCGGCACAAAACCUGGGCAGAAGGCGCUUCUCGCGUGACAUCCACAAUCUGAGUCCAGAUGAGUUUGAUGGCCUCAUGUCCAGCACUGAUGGGCGUCCUUUCCUGGUAGUGCAUCAUCUUCCCGAGGUGAAGGAGACGGGGGUACCUUACUUGAUUCCCGGUGUUCCUAUCACAUGCAAAGUGGACAACACGGAGAAAUACACUACUCGCUCAAAGGUCCACGUCGGGACUCUGUACACUGUGCGGCUCACACACGGACAUUUCCACUGGAUAGUGAAGAGGAAGUACAAGCAUUUCCAGGAGCUGCAUCGAGACCUUUACAAACACAGGAUGAUGAUUCAGUGGCUGCCGAUGGGAAGAUUUGCAAAAGAAAGGCAGCAGCUGAGAACCAUGUCGGCGGAAAUGCCCAGCCUGCAUGGGACUGAAAGAACCAGAAGGACCUCCAGCAAAAUGAAAUAUCUUGAGGAGUAUCUGAAUGGACUACUGGAGAACAGAUUCUGUAGGAAUGACCACAGCAUGCUGGAAUUCCUCUCUGUGGGCGCUCUCUCCUUCAUCACUGAUCUUGGACCCAAAGGCUUGGAGGGGCCCAUCUCCAAAAGGUCCGGCGGUCACCGUAUCCAAGGCCUGAACUGCUUUGGCCAUCAUCAGUUCUGUUUCCGCUGGUCUCGCCGGUGGCUGGUGGUGAAAGACUCCUUCCUGAUGUACAUGAGUCGAGACAACAGCUGCAUCAACUUUGUGUUGCUGUUCGACCCGGAGUUCAAAGUGAAAGUGGGCCGUGCUUACACGGACACAAAAUACGGCGUCUGCAUCGAGAACUUCACGCGGAAUCUGGUCAUCAAAUGUAGCAGUUAUAGACAAGCUCACUGGUGGAGUCAUGAAAUCAACCGGCUGGCAGAUUCCUGUGAUUAUCUCAAAGUGCAACGCUUUGACGGGUUCGCACCGCCGCGUGAGGACACGCUUACUAAAUGGUAUGUGAAUGGGAGGGGCUACUUUGCAGACCUGGCUGAUGCUCUUGAGAAAGCCAAGGAGGAAAUCUUCAUCACUGAUUGGUGGCUCAGCCCUGAAGUUUUCCUAAAGAGGCCAGCGACUGACAAUUACUGGCGCCUGGAUGAAAUCCUGAAACGGAAAGCAGAACAAGGAGUCAAAGUGUGUGUCCUGCUGUAUAAAGAGGUGGAGCUAGCCCUUGGCAUCAAUAGUGAACACAGCAAGAGGACGCUCAUGAAUAUGCACCCAAACAUCAAGGUGAUGCGGCACCCUGACCACGUGUCCUCUGUGGUGUUACUGUGGGCUCACCAUGAAAAGAUGGUGGCCAUUGACCAAACGGUGGCUUUUGUCGGGGGAAUAGACCUGGCGUUUGGGAGGUGGGACGACAGCCAGUACCGGCUCACUGACCUGGGGUUGACAGAGAUGCCCAGUGUACCUAAGGAGGAUCCAAAGGGAAAUACCGAAGACAAUGGUGAGGUGGAUGGUCCUAAACCAUCUGAGCCAGAUAAUCCAGCACAGCGGGAUCCUGGCAGUCUGACAGGCAACACCAAACUGUGGCUUGGCAAAGACUACAGCAACUUUAUCAAAAAAGACUGGGUCCAGUUGGACAGACCCUUCGAGGAUAACAUCGACCGUACUCAAAUUCCUCGCAUGCCAUGGCGCGAUCUGAAUGCAGCCAUUCACGGCCGGGCUGCCAGGGACGUUGCCCGCCACUUCAUCCAGCGCUGGAACUUCACCAAGAUCUUCAAAAGCAAGUACAAGGACGACUUCUACCCCUACCUUCUUCCCAAGUCUCAGUGCACGACCGACUCGCUCCCGUUCACCGUGCCUGGCUCCAGUAAAGCCAAAGUGCAGGUGUUGCGCUCUGCCGAUCGAUGGUCAACUGGAACCUGCGAGUGCUCCAUUCUCAACGCCUACAUCCACACCAUUAAGAACAGUGAGCACUACAUCUACAUCGAGAACCAGUUCUUCAUCAGCUGUGCUGACGCGAGGACCGUCCAUAAUGGCAUCGGCGACGCGAUUGUGGAUCGAAUCCUGCGAGCACACAGAGAGCAGAAGAAGUACAGAGUGUUUGUGGUGAUUCCACUGCUUCCUGGAUUUGAAGGAGACGUCAGUGCCGGUGGUGGAAACGCCAUCCACGCUAUUCUGCACUACACUUACAGGACCAUUUGCAGAGGGGAACAUUCCAUCCUAUCACGACUGAGGGAAGUUGAAGACAAGUGGACGGAGUACAUCACAGUCUGUGGCGUGAGAACGCACGCCCGGCUCUCCCAGUCGCUCGUCACGGAGCUCAUUUACGUUCACAGCAAGACCCUCAUUGCUGACGACCGCUGCUAUAUCAUCGGAUCGGCCAACAUCAACGACCGCAGCAUGCUUGGCACGAGAGACAGUGAGCUGGCAGUGUUUGUGGAGGAUGAGGAGAGGGUGCCAUCCAUCAUGGGAGGCGAGGAGUAUCAGGCGGGACCCGUGACGCUCGCUCUGCGCAAAGAGUGUUUCAGUGUCCUUGUUGGCUCCUCGUCGGACCCAAGUAUCAAUAUUGAUGAUCCCAUCAGUGAUCAUUUCUUCUUCUUGGUAUGGAAUGAAACUGCUAAACUGAACGCCGCCAUUUAUGAGAAGGUCUUCAAUUGCCCGCCCCUUAACAUUCUCCACAACCUGCGGGAAUUGAGGGAGAACUCGAACAAGCGGCCCCUCUGUGACACAGACCCUGAGCAGGCCUCGGAGGAGCUGAAGGCCGUGCGCGGACUGCUGGUCCACUUUCCCCUCAAAUACUUGUGCGAGGAGAACCUGCAGCCUUCGCUGACCACUAAGGAGGGCAUGGCUCCUGUAGAGCUGUGGACAUAACCGCGACUCAGCACUGGUCAGACCACUACAUAACUGUUAAAGGGCUGCUGCACCACACAAUGUUCAGCGUAGUGCUCCAAUGCAGGUGCUGCACAGUGCAGGAAAAAGACGUCACGUUUAAGACCACACUUGUAAAUCAUUGUGUUGCUGACAAGUGAUGAGUUUGUCUGAACGUAACCACUAAAAUGUAGAUUUUUGAUGAUGAUGGAUCAUCUGUGAGAACAGUAAGUUAACUUGGCCAGUUUGUUCAGUGCCGUUUGAACUGCAGGACGAGCAGUGGAGCAAAACACACAUAAAAAUGAAUGUAUGAUUCAGACGAGGACUGCAGAGUUGUACUGGAAAUCAAGCAUCUCACAUGAUCUGGGAACAUAGUGUACAUUUAUCACUGCAAGGUUUUUGAGUGAGUGGGUGGCACUGUCUCUGUGUCUCUCUCUCUCUUUCUCUUUCUCUCUCUGUCUCUCACACACACACUCUGCUUUACCUCUCUCUGCAGUGCCAGCAAAUCUGUCAGAACAUUUGUGGUUGUUAUGGUGACGGAUAUAAAGAGGUGACUGGAUUGGAGCGGAAAUAAAGACUGAAUAGGGCACAAAAAAAAAAAUGGAGGGUGGGGGGUGUUAGUGAUGAGUUUCUAAAUCAGGAUGCUGCUCCAGAAAACAGAGGCUAAUGUGUUGAAAUAAUACCAUAAAUAUCUGUUAUUGUUGUAGACAUGAUACAGUCAAGUGGGAAACAAGAAAGGAAAUGGGAAUGAGAUAAUUAACAUGCGCUAUUAAGAGUCACCAUGACAACCAAAUAAAGUAAAAUAUUAUUGCACCCUUUUGGCAGCAGUCCAGAUCAGAAUAUCCCAAUAUUUACCUGUGAUAAAGCUUUUUAAACCAGAGACACUCAUCCAGUUUGACCAUUGCUAUUGUCCACAAUGUUGUGUAUUCGUGCCAAACAGACCAUAUUCUCCAUUCCAUUAAGCCAUAACACUGUUGAAUUUCUUUUUACUGAGCCACAAAGCAUUGAGUGAGAGCGACUAUGCAGCCUGAAAAGUCUUGCACUGGACAUAUACUGUACUGUUGAUGGUAAGAACCAGACAGGCAGCUACCCUUCUUAUGAUUUGAAAAUAUCACACAGUAGCACACAGUAAAUGCAAUAAGAAAAUGUAAUAAUAAUGAUAAGAAUGGUUCCUCAGCUACAAAUCAUAUGUGACUGAAAAGGAGUUUUAAAGUGUUUCAUACACAGUCAACGCUUUUGUUUUGUUAAGUUUUUGGAGAUAUCAGAGCAGCAGAGGUUGUAAAUCUCGUGAAUUUGUAGUUCAUAUUUUUUUUAUCCUUCACUAACUUUACGAUAGCGGACGCAAUUGUGCAGACCAAUUUCUACGUGAAGCACCUUUCACAGAGUAGCCAGUGAAACCAUCCGUGUGUAAAGAUGGUGCAUUAUUUACUCUCCAACUGUUCAACCUCUCCCAUGGAGGAUGAUUUAAGAAGUCACUCGUGAGUUCUUCCACUUUUUUUUGUAUAAACUUAUAAAGCACAGUUUGAUUCCGUCAAUAGCGUUCUUUGUGUGUUUUAAUGAGCAGCCAUGUCUGUGAUACAUUGAGAAGUGACCUUAUUACUGUAUAAUUCUAUCAUGAAUUGUAUUCUUAGUUGACUUCUAACCAGCAUCACUGAUACAUUUUUAUAAAUAUAGUACUAAGAUCAUUUUUAUUUUUAACUGAUAACAUUCACACUAUGAAAUCCACUGUAUCUGUAGAUUACUAACCCACAGAGCUAAAUAAGAUAAUAAAUACUCAUUUUUGACCAACAUUUAUUUUAAGGUUUGUUACUCUUCCUUGUUUCAUAAAUAAACCUUUUAUUGAAUGUC